AUGGUCAACGUCGCUACCGCACUGAGUGCGCACCAAGCGCUGCUGCGUGCAAGAGAAUUGUGUCUAAUUGGUGAUUAUGACAAGGGCAUUAUCGAGUUUCGUGAAGUACAAAGGACGCUGAAGUUGCAGCUCAGUGGAGAUCCAGAUGCACGAGAGUUCUUAAAGGAUUUAGAGCGAGAAUAUCGUACGAUUCUGGAAUAUCUUAGUACACUACAAGGUUUGAAGAUCGUAGCAAGGAAAUUUCAAGGAUUACAGAGGCGUAAUAAGGUCGUGAGGGACAAGAGACUGCGACAGACGAAAGAAACCAUUGCUGUAGAGAAAACAGCGACUACCAAGAAAUCGACUACAAUGGUUCAACGAGCAAAGGAGAGACAGGUGCCAUUGUGGAUGCAUCGAGGAGAGCCACGUGCUACUACAUUGACAAAAGCACGACAGCUUUGUCAAUCUCGGAAGAGUGCAAUGAGACCUGCAACGAGGUCGUCUUUAGAAAAUGAAAUAAACGUUACAAAUGGUGCAAAGCGCAGUAGGGUAUCGUCAACUCAAAAUGCAGAUACAAAGCAGCGAAAGAUAGGGCAAGGGCCGCGGUCUUCAAAGCGACGUGAGAGUAGCCAAAGCACAGCCAGUUCAAAUAAUACGGAGUCGCACCAAGAGACCAUUGCAGGCAAAGUGAAAUACUCAGAGGUGGCCAAAGAAAACGGUUGGGUGGAUCAAGAGCUUAUUGAAACUAUUGAGCGGGACAUUGUAGAUCAUGGAGAGCAAGUCACGUUCGAAAAUAUUGCUGGCCUCGCGCACACGAAGCAGCUCUUGCAGGAGACUGUGAUGCUUCCACAAGUUGCGCCGCACCUGUUCACGGAUGGGCUUCUUAAACCAUGCAAUGGCAUUCUGAUGUUUGGUCCACCAGGAACAGGAAAAACGCUUCUUGCGAAGGCUGUUGCACACGAGUGCAGAACAACUUUUUUUAAUGUAUCUGCCUCGACACUUUCAUCGAAGUAUCGAGGUGACUCGGAAAAAAUGGUGCGAAUACUUUUUGACAUGGCACACUAUUAUGAGCCAUCUAUUAUUUUCAUGGAUGAAAUUGACGCCAUUGCGUCGACUAGAGGUGCUGCAACUGAACAUGAAGCGAGCCGCAGAGUGAAAACGGAGCUUCUUGUUCAAAUUAAUGGUGUAUCAUCUGGGGAGCACGAUGGCAGUCGAGUGAUGCUUCUUGCGGCUACCAAUCUUCCUUGGGAACUUGAUGAGGCUAUGCGGCGGCGACUGACAAAGCGUGUAUACAUUCCCUUACCCGAAGCCAAAGCACGCCGAGCGAUUUUCGAGCUAAACCUAGGGCAAAUUGAUCUGGGCCUGGAUGUGAAGCUGGACGAUCUCGUUGUGGAAACGGACGGCUACAGCGGCGAUGACAUCACCAAUGUCUGCGAAACAGGAAAGUAUCUCAUUGUCUAA
Messenger RNA from Peronospora farinosa, 1440 nucleotides. Lineage: Eukaryota; Oomycota; Peronosporomycetes; Peronosporales; Peronosporaceae. The record is from the annotation of a GenBank genome assembly.